Molecule: messenger RNA, 492 nt
Organism: Aureobasidium melanogenum CBS 110374
Lineage: Eukaryota; Fungi; Ascomycota; Dothideomycetes; Dothideales; Saccotheciaceae
Exons: 2
Coding region: 1-492 (163 amino acids)
Source: RefSeq, a predicted model, not a curated record
AUGUCUGACUACAACAACCGUGACUACGACGAGAACGCUGCCCGUUUCGCUGGCGAGACUGUAGGCAGAGCAGAGGGCACUUACGAUCGCGCCGAUCAAGCUUGGGACCGCGAAGAAUCCCGCAUCGGCGACUCCUUCCGCCGCGACGAACAAGCCGUCGAAAACGCCCCCGAAAACCUUGCUCGCUACGCCGAACAAGGCUUCAACAACACCGUCUCCAGCGUCGAGAACAUCCCCUCAGAUAUCGGAGCCGGUCUGCGUGGAGCAGCAAACUGGAUUGGCGAGAAGAUUGGAGGUGCGGAGAAUGAGGGUAGACGUGCUGAGCAGGAUGUGCAAAACAAGUACAAUGAUGCCGAGCAGGAUGUGGAUCGUUUUGGCCAGGGAGUCAAGAAUAGGUAUGAUGAUGCUGAGCAGGAUGUGGAUCGCUUCAAUCAGGGUAUGCAGAAUUCGUAUGAUCAGGGUGAGCAGCAGGGAAGACGUGAUGGCUGGUAG